Molecule: messenger RNA, 1142 nt
Organism: Beta vulgaris subsp. vulgaris (sugar beet)
Lineage: Eukaryota; Viridiplantae; Streptophyta; Magnoliopsida; Caryophyllales; Amaranthaceae
Exons: 1
Coding region: 126-1043 (305 amino acids)
Source: RefSeq, a predicted model, not a curated record
GAAUUUCAGCAGACGGCAACAACAAUAAUUUCAAAUAUUUAUCUCCAUAUCCCUUACCUAUGCUUAUAUAAAGCUCUCUAUAAUCUAACACCUCCUUACCUUACACAAUACACGAGAGAAAAGCAAUGAAGUUGUUACAAAUGCAAUCACCUUCUUCAGUAGAGUUUGAAUUUAAUAGUGGUCAGACAACUCCUUGUGGAAGCUCUCCAUCGACUCCUAAGGGCUUUGGUGAAUACUAUGUCAGCGCUCCAACAACUCCACUUCGAGUCACACAAAUAUAUCGCGAAACCGAGCAUUUUUCCCUCCUUAGAGAUGAGUCAUCUACCUCUCAUAUACCUUAUAAUUCCUCAUUUGGUGAAGAACUUUACAAUGAUUGUACAAUCUUCCCUCUAAAAAGUCUUCUUUCAUCUCCACAAUCACCCAAAUCACAGCAUAAGAAAAGUUUUUGGAGUGUUUUUUCACCGAAACGAAAGAAAGAUUCUAAUAAGUAUGCAACUACUGUCGUAGACAAGAAAGAGAGUACAAGAAAGCAAGGAAGAGAACGAGAGAGAACAAGGUCACUUUCUCCAUUCCGAGAAUCGCAGUAUCCAUGGGAGGAAGAAGAUGAACAAAAGUGGGCAUCAAAUACAAAAGAAAUCAGCUCAACUGCAAAUCCUUCUUCCCCUGCAUUAUCAUUGUCCGCUUCUUCUAAAGGAAGUAAGAAAUGGAGGUUGAAAGAUUUGUUAUUGUUUCGUAGUGCAUCAGAAGGACGAGCGUUUGAUAAUGAUCCUUUGAAGAAAUAUUCAUAUCAUCACCGGAAACAUGAAGUUGCCAAAAACUCAACCGGUUCACAAUCAACACAAGGCUCCAGUAUAAUUCCUGUUCGAAGAGAACGAAAAUCAGCUCACGAGCUACACUAUACAAUCAACAAGGCAAUUUCAGAAGAUUUCAAGAAGAAAUCGUUCCUUCCAUAUAAACAAGGGAUAUUAGGUCGACUGGCGUUCAAUCCCACAGUUCAUACACUAGGACAUGGCUUCGGAUCUCUAGCACAUAGUCAUGGAUGAUGUAUUACUAGUGUGUUCUUAAUUGAGGCGAAGGCCUUGUCAUUGUCCUCCUUUCACACAACGAUUAGUCAAUUAUAUAAUACGGUUUUAUUAAUUGCA